This is a messenger RNA of Brassica napus (rape), 912 nucleotides long. RefSeq names its product glutathione S-transferase T3-like. The transcript is spliced from 3 exons. The record is from RefSeq and is a predicted model, not a curated record. Lineage: Eukaryota; Viridiplantae; Streptophyta; Magnoliopsida; Brassicales; Brassicaceae. Bases 1 to 912 code for a protein of 303 amino acids.
AUGUUUUCUUGUAGUGGUGACCAGAAGGUGGCUAAGCUUGACAAGAUCGUGGGUGUGUUAACUAAGAAGACAUCAGUGAUUAACUAUGGUUUGGCAAAGGGAGUUAGUGUACUGGUGUUGGUAAUACUGGUCAUCGUUAUGGGCUGGAAGAGCUUCAGAGGUUUUAAACAUCAGUGUCAGAACUCGAGAUGGGGUUGGCAGUCUGCUGUCCAGCCUACUGUCGAGUCUGCCAACAAAGAGAGGAGGAAAUGGUCUCCUAAUGAGGAUAAAAUCCUCGUUGGUGCUUGGCUUAACACCAGCAAAGACCCCGUUGUCAGCUGUGACCAGAAAGCUGAACGUUUCUGGAAGAGAAUUGUUGACUACUACAACGCAAGCCCUCAACUGGUUGGGACAGUACCUAUAGAGCUUGGUCCAGCGAAGCAGCGGUGGGCUAGGAUUAACGAGCAGGUCUGUAAGUUCGUUGGAUGCUAUGAGGCGGCGUUGAGGGGGCAGAGAAGUGGUCAGAAUGAAGACGAUGUGAUGAAAGCUGCCCUCGACUCAUUUUUCAACAUUUACGAGCACAAGUUCAGCCUCGAACAUGCGUGGAGGGAGCUGAGGCAUGACCAGAAAUGGUGCACCACCUAUAUGGUUAAAGAUGGUGGGAAGGAGAAGCGUAAACCAGUGGUGGACGUUGAUACAGAAGAUGAUGUUGCCGAACCUGAAAGCAGACCAGUUGGUGUGAAAGCUGCUAAAGCAGCUGGUAAGAGGAAGAAGAGUGGCAAGGAAGAAGAGAUGUCACAGCUUCAGUCCAUCAUGGAAAUGAAAGAAAAGCUCUCUAAACAAAAGAUUCUAGAACGUUUACUUGCCAAAAAAGAUCCUCUCUCCGAGAUGGAAGAAUCUCUUAAACUGAAACUCAUGACUGAGAUGUUAUGA